Trichoderma asperellum CBS 433.97 is the source of this 1746-nucleotide messenger RNA. It is a transcript of the gene ATG3, whose product is annotated as E2-like enzyme. Gene Ontology annotation, cellular component: phagophore assembly site; cytosol. Gene Ontology annotation, molecular function: Atg8-family ligase activity. The record is from RefSeq and is a predicted model, not a curated record. Lineage: Eukaryota; Fungi; Ascomycota; Sordariomycetes; Hypocreales; Hypocreaceae. Gene Ontology annotation, biological process: autophagy of mitochondrion; autophagosome assembly; nucleophagy.
GUCUGUCACUCAUCCUCAUCCUCAUCCUCAUCCUCAUCCUCACCGUCACUAGACACGAACCAGCAGAUCAAAGGGCGCAGGCAGCUUUCCUUUUUAACCUUUUGUCUUUUGAUCUUUAGCUCAAGUCACAUGCACUACUGCUGACUUUCUGCCUGGGAACUUGACUCAACGGCCUGGUUCCUUUGCGCUCUUCAGCUUCUGCCUCUGUCAUCAUCAUUCUCACGUCAAAGCUUCUUAGACUUUGUUUCUCCUUUUCCAACUACCGAUAUCGAUCGAUUGCUACAAAGAAAACAGACCAGACUUUUAGCUUCGGCUUUCCAGAAUCCUAGUCUAGAGCAACGGCAAAAGCCGCCAAAAGCAAGCAACAAGCAACCAUGAAUUACCUCUACUCCACGGUCAACACACUGCGUGACCGCUACACGCCGGUGACGCACACGUCGACCUUUCGCAAUACAGGCCAAAUUACCCCCGAAGAGUUCGUCGCCGCGGGAGACUACCUCGUCUACAGGUUCCCGACCUGGUCCUGGAGCGAUGCCGACUCCGAGGCCCUGCGCGUCAGCUACCUGCCUCCCGGAAAGCAGUUCCUCGUUACCCGAAACGUGCCGUGCCACCGCCGGCUGAAUGACGACUUUGCCGGCGACGCUGGACAUGAAGAAUCCGUUGUGAAUGACGGCGACGACUUCAAGAGCAAGGGUGAUUCUGGCGUCGACGACGAUGGCUGGCUUCGGACGGGAGGGUUGGCGAGCUCGCAGCCGCUCAAGGCGCGUGAGGUCAAGACGGUAGACGACGCGGGCAACGUUGGUGACGACGAUCUGUAUGGGCUAGACGAUGAUAUUCCGGAUAUGGAAGACGAGGAGGAAGACGAUGCUGUUCUUCGUAUCGAGCCUGGCAAUACCGCUCGCCGCACUUACAACCUCUACAUCAUGUACACACCGUAUUACCGAACGCCGCGCCUCUACCUCUCUGGCUACCAGGCCAGUGGCCACCCUCUGCCGCCCAUGAAGAUGAUGGAAGACAUUGUCGGCGACUACAAGGACAAGACGGUGACACUUGAGGAGUUCCCCUUCUUCGCCAACCACGUCAGAAUGGCCAGCGUGCACCCUUGCAAGCACGCUCCCGUGAUGAAGUCGCUGCUGGACCGUGCCGACGCCGCGCUUCGUCUCCGCCGAGAGAAGCUGCGUGCGAGCAAGAAGCAGUCUGGGGAUGGAAAGGACGUGGAGGGCCUGACGAGCGAGCUGGAUAACUUGGACGUCAAGGGCGCUCAAGAUUCUGCCGACAAAGAUGAGUGGGAAGAGGUGCAGGAGAAUGAGGUGGACGACCAGGAGGUGGCUAUUCGAGUAGAUCAGUACCUGGUCGUCUUCUUAAAGUUCAUGGCCAGCGUCACGCCUGGAAUCGAGCACGAUUUCACCAUGGGUGUCUGAGUAUGAAGAGGGACGAGACUCUGCAUAAAAUCAAGCAAACAAUUUCGAUCCCUGCUUCAUCUUAAGCUUUGUAUUCUACACGCUCAUCAUUCUUAUAAUUUAAAACUUCAAGCCGCUUCUUUCAUUUUCUAUGCGUGAGUCUUGCGACAGGCGUUUAUGGGGGGGAUACUGCUUUACCUCUACCCGGAUGAGUGGUGGCAUGUAUUUAUUCUCAGUUCUAUCUGAUAUUUCCCUUUUCAUGCUUUCAUGCUGGUGUCGUUUUUUGUUGGGAGUAGCAAGGCAGAUAUAGAAAUGCACAACAUACUUUUCAACAUGUCUGAGCCGC